Molecule: messenger RNA, 8073 nt
Organism: Trichophyton rubrum CBS 118892
Lineage: Eukaryota; Fungi; Ascomycota; Eurotiomycetes; Onygenales; Arthrodermataceae
Exons: 1
Coding region: 3072-6503 (1143 amino acids)
Cellular component (GO): nucleus
Molecular function (GO): DNA binding; ATP-dependent chromatin remodeler activity; ATP binding
Source: RefSeq, a predicted model, not a curated record
CUCCAACCUCUCCAUCUUCUUUAUUAUUUUCUGUCAAAGAAUAACUUCGUCCUGACUGCAUUUAGCACAACUAAUCUUGCUUUACCUUUGGCUUCUACAGAAGAGAUGGCCUCGUUUGACCGUUCCCUCGCUGUCCUAUGUCUCAACAGGAUCAAGUGCGACGUACGAGGCCGUAUUUAGGUAUUGUUGGACUCCAAGCCAUGAUUAACAAUCCUGGAAUCCAACAACAAAGACCAGAAAAUAACAUCCUGGCUGCAAUUGUAUUAUUCGAAAAGCAAAAGUUAUCUCGAGGAGCAGCAUAAGCUAACAUCAUCUGGAUGACGCAAUAGUUAACUAACUAUGCUUACUUAGUUACCAACUUUGGGGCAAGAGUAGAAGUGUUUUAAUGACUGUAAGGUCAGUAUCUCUUCGACCUCUAGCAUCAAACACGGCAUAGCCAUUAGUUACAUACGUUAACUACUGUUUGUCUCUUAGUUAAUUGGUAUUCUCCGAAUUCCGGCCUUCUUAUCGAGUUAUCAACACUGGUUGCUUUCUACCGAGGCAAAUUGGGCGAGCCAAAAGAAGCCCAGAUAGCUGUGAUCUUCUCAGUAUCUUCUCUAUCGUGGCGUUUCUGUGGCUCAGGUAUACCCGGUGGGCAAGCCAAAAGAAGUUGACGGCAAUAUCUUGCUCUCUACUUCUACCUAUGAUUCCCAAACAUUGCCACAUGUCUAGUCAGUUAGUGACAGGUUCUGUGCUAAGGAACUAACUGGUUCGUCAUAGUGAAGAUGCCACUGUCACCGAUGCCUUCUGCCCAAAAGGGUCAGGGUCAACUACUUCUGCCUAUGCUUCGGCGGUCCAGUCAUUUAACACCGUGAGUCCACGGCCUCCAUUUAACCCUCUUCCUACAUGUUUAAACCCAAUCAAAUAGGAUGUAGAAGGACGAAUCGCAGAGCUCCAAGCAAUGAUUGACAGCCCAGAAACAAAGGAAGGCCAGAAAAUAAGCCUUUAGGCUGCUAUCAAUCUAUAUCAUGGAAAGAAGCUCCUUCGCAGCGCCGUCCACAUUCAAAAGGGAAAAGUUAUCUCCCUUCAGGAUUUUGAUCCCGCAUACCCUUUUUGGGUAGAGGUAAUGCUCCCUUCCUGUAGAUAUCUUAUCUCUUCUAUGAAACCUGCUUACCCACCUUCUAUCUAAGGGGUACGGCCAACAGUUUCCAGCACAGACCCUCAUCCCUGCCGUUGAGCUAACUUCAUCUUCUUCACUUUUUUAAGGUUCAAUUUAUCGGGUAUGGAAAUGAUCAUUACUACCUGUUGCCGCGUCUGAGACUGUAAAUUUGUGUCAAACUUCAGCUCUGCCUACCAUUAGUGUGGGAUCACUCCUUUUGGUGUAGUGGCAGACUUCGAUAGUUUGUCACCAGCCCUCGUCCAUUACUAGACAGUGCAGCUGGCUGACCUUUUUGGACUCCCCCCUAGCCUAUGGACCGGCAGCUUGCGAGUCGCGUGACAUAUGAUCUUGUCAAAAACUUCAGCUCUGCCUACUAUUGAUGUGGGCUCACUCCUUUCAGUGUAGCGGCAUGGUGAGAUUGAGAAACACUGGAGGGGCUGAUGAAAGACCACGAAUUGCUCUUAAUGAGCAAAUAUCUAAGAAAACAGAGAUAAUUAAAAUGGAUACCUGGGUAAUUAUGUUAUCUGGAAAUUCUAACCUGGUACUCAACGACACCGGCAGUAGCUUGCUAACAGUCUUUGAUACAGACUUAGUCGCGCUGGGCAUCCCGAGUAUCUACGCAGGUUAUGGCCCACAAAUCUCGAUAAAUACUGCAGCUGGAGUAGUUUCAAGACAAAGUAUCACCGUUGAAGUGCAGCUUUGCAGCUUCUCGGUGACCCUAUGUCUGACUGGUUUUUCGAGAACGGUGUUGUUGCUCUAUCAGAUUAAGGCAUCAACCAAUUCUCAGGAAACGGGAUGGGGGAACUCUUUUACUUCGCAAUAGCCCCUGGUAACACUCAUUUAUAUAUCACAAAGAAGAAUGGGAUUAUGCAGCAACUUCCAGUAGUUUAGUUACUUGCAAACAUAUGGUUUCAAUAUAAUUUAUUACCAUGAUUCUGAUAUGUUAUACAUACAGUCACUUUACUUCCGUAUUAUUGACUAGUAAUUGUGCACCGCUGAUAAGAUAUUUCCUUCAGAUGCCAGCCAUUACACCCCACAACAAUUAGAAGUUAUAUAUAGAUGUAGAUGAGUAGCACCUCUCUAGCUUCUCUAGCCAUAAUAUAGGCGCUCUUAUACGUAGCGAUGACAAGAUUCUUAGGUGACUUGCUACCUAGCGGCCUUUUGCCUGUUGCGGCACACACAGGAAUGAGAUUGGCUUGCAUGAAGUUACACGUUUGGGCAUCGCAACCCCAUAUCUAGAAUCUACCUAGGUACCUGGGUAGGCAGCUAGAAUUUCGCUUCGAAGCCCUGGAUAAACUGAAGAAUAGGAGAAUUAUGCACGAGGUGUGUGUGAGGAGCUUCCCGCUCAGUCAAGUGUUAAACAUUAAACGGCCAGGUAAGCCCUGCGUUGACAAGUCUGGUAAGUAGCACAAAUGAAGAAAUGUCGAGACCUUAGGCCACAGGACCACGAGACGAAAAGGCCUAUUGCCCCGUGUUCCCAGAGGAACAUGAGCCGAGAUAGUGCGAGUCGUGGACAGAAGGGUAAUUUUUGACGCCCUUUUGUCCUUUUAAUAUCUGUCCCAACGCCGCGCUUUACUUUCCCUACUUUUACUUUAUACGAAACUUUUUGACUUUUACUCAAAUUUUAAGCCGCUAACCUUAACCCUAAAUUAUAUCACGUGAGAACCGUGUUCAUCACGUGAUUUUUUCUCGGCGAUGGACAUUUUCUUAUGAACUUCCAAGAUUGUACCUAGUAAUGUAGUCCAUGCUUUGCAACGAAAUAAAUCUGUUGCUACCUUUUUCAUUUCCGAUACUUGCUCUGUGUGAAGCAUACUUGCGCCCGUCUGCCUCUUUGGCCCUUCCCUCAACGAUCAAAUACAGAAUGCUCAGAGCAUUAUGGCAGUAGUCUACAGCACGCUGCACUAGCCUCUUGACACUGAGGUAAUUAGCGAGCAUGGAGGACCGCAUUCCCGACACCCCUAUACGAAAUAUGGCCGCAGCCCGCAGGGCUUUGAAUAUUGAUCAUGAGCCUGUCUCCGAUACCCGCGAGACCCUAGAACAGGAAACAGUCGCCACAAUUCCUCUCCACGGCGAGCACUCUAUCCUUGCACCUACGCAACCAACCCAGCUCUUGACCCAGCCUACCCAAGUAGUUCAGCCUCCAAAACAUUCGAAGUCCUCCCCUCAGCGUGAUGCCGUAGUUCAAGUGGCCGGCUCAUCUCCUCUUGGGCCUUCAUUACAGGGUUCCAACAGGAAUUUUUCGGCUUCCAUUGCACCGCCAGGAACCCAUUUCCGACCUCCCGCUUUUUCAACGGGCCCAGUUAGACGGACGCCAGUCAUAGAUCUUAGCGAAGACGAUGGCCCUACAUACCGUGGCGGCUCUUCGGAUGAUGAUUUCUCAGCCGUGAGAACUACAGAUAUAAGGCCGUCUACAUUUGCAAAAGCAGCCCCUAGUCCAGAGAAAGAUGGAUAUAUCUCAUCCCCCGUUUCAACAUCGGGAAACUCUUUGGCCAAAUUUCGUGAAAUUACUGCGGCUGCAUUUUAUAGCCCAGAUGGUACUAAAGGCCAAAAGCGAUCCGCAGAGACUGCGAACAUAACGAAAACGGGUGCUUCAGAAAUGGUGAAUAAACGAAAUCGAACGACGCCUCCAGCUACAGACGAUCAUGGCUUUACACUGAACCAAAUAGACGACUUUACUCUAAGAACAAAGGUACAGAGGUUACGCUCGGUAUACCCCAAUAAAUCCGUUCGGUUUUGUUUGGAUACUCUCAUGCAGCAUCGGGGAAAUUACCAACAUGCCCUGGAGUACAUUGCGAACUUGGAAGAAAAGAGCUCGAUGAACCUAAUGUCUGAAGAUGAACUGAGUUUAGAUUGUAGCAUACCACGGGUUUCCGCUGUCAAACAGCAAAUCAAAUCCAAAGGUCGAAUUCAGGACAAAUGGACAUCCAGCCAACAACUCAUCAAUUCGCGCCGAGAGUCAGAAGAUAAACCACAAGCUCCACGCCGGCGUCUAAUACGCGGCUCCAAAUCACGCCAGGAAUCGCCUGUGGACACCGCUGUAUCCGACCAAUCGACAUCCCGUAAACUCCCUAAAAAGACUGUUGCCCGUGGAAAAGGACGACUAGCUUCACCGAGAAUACCCCUUGAGGAUGAUUACUCUUCGGAUUCAGAGGCCGAAAGUCUAAGUCCCGAUGAUGGAUCACAGGAAGCAAAAGUAUUGGGGUUUUUCAAUAUUUGCUCUCCCGAAGAUUUAUCUGACAUCGCGGAAAUUACUCUUGACGUUGCAAAUGAAUUUAUUUCACAAAGGCCAUUCUCAUCUCUGGCUUCUGCCCGAUGUGUUUCCAUCGAGCAAUCUGAUACGUCCGAAAAAGCUCCUGGAAACAAGAAGAAAACCUCCAAGAAAGCUUUAGGCGACAAAAUAGUUGACAAAUGCUUAGAUAUGUGGACAGGCUAUGAGGCAGUUGAUGCUCUAGUCGCUGAAUGCGAGGCCCUCGGUAAGCCAAUAGCAACGGAGAUAAAGCGCUGGGGAGUCGACAUAUUCGGAUCAAAACGGGACGGUAACGAACUGGAAAUAACGUCUCUUGACAAGCCUUCCUCGGACGGGAUCCAGGAUUCUGGGAUCGGAAGCCCAUCUAGCCGUUGUUGUGCAAGUGAGGAUGCGGAUGACGUUAGAGAUAAGUCCCGGGGUAGGAAAUUUAUAUCCCAGCCUUCCAUUAUGAGUGACACCAUAACGAUGAAGGAUUACCAAGUUGUGGGAAUCAACUGGCUCAAAUUAAUCUACGACCAAGGCCUUAGUUGUAUCCUUGCUGAUGACAUGGGGCUGGGAAAGACAUGCCAGGUCAUUGCUUUCCUCUCUCACCUCCUUGAAGUUGGAGUUACUGGGCCCCAUCUGGUCGUCGUCCCGGCCUCAACACUUGAGAACUGGCUUCGCGAGUUUUCACUCUUCUGUCCAAAACUGAAAACAAUGCCAUAUUAUGCAGGGCAAGCGGCUCGAGCAGAAAUUCGAACUGAAAUAGAAGACAACAGAGAGAAUAUCAAUGUUGUCAUUACUACUUAUACCAUUGCGAAAGCGAAGGUGGAUGCAGCCUUUCUUCGAUCCAUGAACUUCAACGUCUGUGUUUAUGAUGAAGGCCACAUGCUCAAAAGUAGCAAGUCUCAAUUAUACGAGAAACUUAUUCGCAUACCAGCGCAAUUCCGCCUACUUCUCACGGGCACUCCGCUCCAAAACAAUCUCCAGGAACUAGCCUCUCUGCUUGGAUUCAUUUUACCUUCAGUUUUCAGAGAACGGAAGGAUGAUCUUGAGUACAUAUUUAGGGCCAAGGCUAGAACAGUAGACGAUACACAUUCGGCCUUGCUAUCUGCGCAACGGAUUGCUCGGGCAAAAUCCAUGCUGAUGCCAUUUGUAUUGCGACGAAAGAAGCAUCAAGUGAUUGACCUGCCCGCUAAAACUUCCCGUGUUGAGUACUGCGAAAUGAAUGAAUCUCAAAAGGAGAUUUAUCAUAGCGAGAUUGAGUCGGUGAAGCAACAUAUAGCCGACCGAGCGGCAGGGAAGAAAUUGACAAGGAACAAGUCGUCUAAUAUACUCAUGAAACUACGACAGGCAGCAAUUCACCCACUCUUCUCCCGUCGGCUAUAUGACGACAAGACGCUAAGUCGAAUAUCAAAGGCGUGCUUGAAAGACGAGAAGUGGACGCAUUCCGAUCCUGAUCAAAUUUACGUUGAAUUACGCGAAUACAAUGACUUUGAAUGCCAUACUCUCUGUACAGGUAGCCCCGCCGCACUUGGCAAAUUUGCCCUUAAGAAUAAGGAAUGGAUGAAUUCUGGAAAAGUUGAUAAACUUUGCGAGCUCCUGGAUAAUUAUAUCGCAAAUGGCGACCGGAUUCUAGUUUUCUCCCAGUUUACGAUGGUCAUGGACAUCCUUGAACAGGUUCUCGAGACUCAGAAGAUCAAGUUCUUCCGACUCGACGGGAAAACCAGCGUUGAAGACCGCCAAUCCAUUCUUGAUGCCUUUCAUGAGCAAGUGGAGGUCCCGGUGUUCAUGCUGUCAACAAAGGCCGGUGGUGCAGGGAUCAACUUGGCCUGCGCUAACAAAGUGAUAAUAUUCGACUCGAGCUUUAAUCCACAGGAAGACAUUCAGGCAGAAAACCGUGCGCACCGCGUCGGCCAGACCCGUGAAGUCGAGGUUGUACGCCUUGUGACAAGAGGGACCAUUGAGGAACAGAUCCAUGCCCUCGGACAAACGAAGCUAGCCCUGGACCAGAGAGUAGCAGGGGAAGAUGGAGGCGCACAGUUCGGCGGAAAACGGGACGAUGAAAGCCUCAAGGCCGUGGAGGAACUGGUCAUGUCGACCCUUGAAUUAGAGCAAGCGCCAGAAGAAAUCUCUUAAUAUCAUCCCAUGCAUUUUAUCUUUUUUAAUCUUGCACCAUCUUGCACAGCCGGCCAUGUCUUUUCUUACUUACUCCCCCCGCUUCUCCACAGGAAGUAGCACAUAGAAUACUCCAUAUUGGCUCCGUCUAGAAUAGAGACUACGUUCCUCGCUUUCUUUUCCUCCGGAUUGAACAAUGCUCAUGUGAGACGGCUAGCGAUACCCCUGGUUAAUAUCGGUUCUUCUCAUCAUCUCCAUUAUCAUUGUUGUCUCGGGCAAGCUUCCACCUGGUUCGCUGCGUGGUCAUCCAAUCAGCAGCCUAACUAUCACUGGUAUCCGGCUACCUCCCUCCGUUAGAGUUAACUCGAAUCCAAAAAUGCCACUUAGAUGUGUUCCUGACCUUCCUGAACCUUCUAGCUGAAGAUAAUCAGGGCCUAAAAUUCUAUGAAAGUAGAUAACUGUAUACGUUCGACAGUCAAUUUCCCAUAGUUGGACACUGACCAAGCGUGUUGUCAGGCUGAUAUCAGAAUCUUCCAGAAGACAUUCUCACGAUGCAGCCAAGCAAUGUCUCGCCUCAAUGGCGUCGGUUCAAUGCACCAAGAAUAGAUGUAGAGGCCACAGAGAAGCCUCUUAGAUGGCCGGUAAGACAUUUCAGCCGUGUCAACGAUAUCAGACCGGAAUAUUAGUUUGUGAGUAAGUAUGGGCUUCCUUCUUAGCUUCUUAGCUCGUUUAUUACCCCUGGCUGCAGAUUUCUUAUAUCGCACCUUUUAUACGGAGAAUACAUCUUGUCUAAAUGUAAGGGCGGGAUGUUUUAACGGAGAUCCUCGGGAAAGCCGUUUUGGGACAUCUUUGACGUCCUCUCUCAACUUCCACACCAACAAUAAUAUUAUCUUGAGCGACGGCAGACAACGCCAACGACAGUGACAGGGAAGGCCAUAUGCAUGCCACAGUUAAUCUAUCCCCGGUCAUAUGAGAAUCCACUGGCCGAUAUGCUUAUGAACUCCGCUUUCAGGAAUAGUUGUUGCCUCCGCUGUUGUUCUACCCCAGAGCCAUGCCUGUGGCGGGAACAGCGUUAUCUCUCUCGCCCACUUCGCUUCGACCCAAGCAAGGGCCUCAGCCCAUGGCAUCCGUAUAGGAUAGUUGUUAUGGGAAAAGAUCAUCCGACUGUAGCCUUUUCGAGUGGAUCUGGCAGGUCCAAGAAUCCUCCUCGACCAUGGGCAUGGGAUAAGUCAAGCAAGCAAGACCUUCUCCGCCAUGACAGCAGCUCACAGAUGGGUGAUACAAGGCGAAAGGCAAUACGGGAAGAGCUCAUUAUACCUGUUCAAGGAUUGAGGGUGACAAGAUCUCGAUCCUCUCGGCAUGUUCUCCAGGAAGAGUUAAGUUAAAAAUAUCAAUGACAUCCCCUCCAAUAAUCAAUGUCACUUUUUGACAAGAGAUUCCAGCACUCGCCAUAUCCCUGCAUGCUUCUCGUGAUGGUCACAGGCCUGCAAUAAAACAAAAGUCUGGACCAAGGACGAUGAAGAGAGCAAAGGAAAUUGCUGUCUUUUUCCUCUCCGCCGGCGUCUCCAUACACUUGGAAGACCAAGUCAUG